UCGGAUCGUGUCGGUGUGGUGUGGUGUCGGCCACCGUGGACAGCGCGGUGCAUUGUGGGGAAUCCGGGGGUUCUGUUGCUGGUGGUUCGCGCGUUGGAACGGGCGGCCGUUGGGUUCGGAACGCGGCGCGGGCGGCGGCGGCGCGCGGCUCGCAGGGCGCUUAAAAAUGACAACUGCUGCUCGACCGACGUUUGAACCAGCUAGAGGAGGGAAGGGAAAAGGAGAAGGAGAUCUGAGUCAACUUUCCAAGCAAUAUUCGAGUCGUGACCUUCCUUCUCAUACUAAAAUAAAAUACAGGCAACCGACCCAGGAUGUCCCAGAAGAGCUGCGUAGCCGUGAUUUUCGCAGGGAUUUGGAGGACAGAGAACGUGCUGUGGUACGUGACAAGAACAGAGACCGACCACCCAGAGAACACACAACAUCAUCUUCGAAGAGGCCACGGCUGGACCAGAUACCUGCAGCUAACCUUGAUGCUGAUGAUCCAUUGACAGAUGAAGAGGAAGAAGAAGACUCUGCUAAGGAUAGUAGUAGCGAUGAUGAUGAUGAUGACGAUGACACUGCUGCUCUUUUGGCUGAGCUAGAGAAAAUUAAAAAGGAACGUGCUGAAGAACAAGCCCGAAAGGAGCGUGAACAGAAAGCUGAAGAAGAACGGAUUCGAAUGGAAAAUAUUCUAAGUGGCAAUCCUCUACUAAAUCUUAUUGGACAGUCAAACUUCAAAGUGAGGAGGAGGUGGGAUGACGAUGUUGUGUUCAAGAACUGUGCUAAAGGAAUAGAUGAAGCAAAGAGGGAUAAAAGAUUUGUAAAUGAUACACUUCGCUCAGAAUUCCACAAGAAAUUCAUGGAAAAGUACAUUAAAUAAUUACUGUUCAUUUCCUUGAGGAAAAUCCCUUCCCACCAAAGAGGAAAAACGAAUUUACUCUUUAUUUCCUAUUUGCCUCCUCGGAAUUUACGCCGGCUAUGCUCAAGAACGGGAGCAUUUACUUAGGAUUCCUAAACUGCCGAUUAGCUGGCAGGCAGAAACAGUCCAGAAAAUGACGAUGGAUCCCUUUAUGAAGCAUCAAUUUCACCUUUGGGUCUUCUUUCAUCGCAAAUAAGAUUAAGAACUUGGUGAUGUGGGAGGAUGGAAGUUUAAUUUGGAUGUGUCCUAUUCCUGUUGUGACAUGUUGCAUCAGUUUGUUUUGCUACGUAAAUGUAUUUCCACAAUCUAAAAAUAAAUUAAUUUUUUAAACCAA
This is a messenger RNA of Leucoraja erinaceus (little skate), 1232 nucleotides long. RefSeq names its product CWC15 spliceosome associated protein homolog (gene cwc15). Lineage: Eukaryota; Metazoa; Chordata; Chondrichthyes; Rajiformes; Rajidae. Gene Ontology annotation, biological process: mRNA cis splicing, via spliceosome. Gene Ontology annotation, cellular component: catalytic step 2 spliceosome. The transcript is spliced from 7 exons. Bases 167 to 859 code for a protein of 230 amino acids. Gene Ontology annotation, molecular function: RNA binding. The record is from RefSeq and is a predicted model, not a curated record.